Molecule: messenger RNA, 1835 nt
Organism: Drosophila busckii
Lineage: Eukaryota; Metazoa; Arthropoda; Insecta; Diptera; Drosophilidae
Gene: Acph-1
Product: prostatic acid phosphatase
Exons: 7
Coding region: 145-1440 (431 amino acids)
Biological process (GO): dephosphorylation
Molecular function (GO): phosphatase activity
Source: RefSeq, a predicted model, not a curated record
CAAUGGCAAUUGCUUAAAAUUUAAUCGUGUUUAUAUUGUUUUUGUGUACAAGAGAUGAUAAGAGCUACAGGUUUUAUCUAAUUACAGUUUUGCCAAUAUUGAAGCAUUGAUAUUGGUAGCACUGCCUUUGUUAGACCAACUACAAUGGCUCACUCUCAAGGUUAUUUCUCUAUGUCUUUUAUCUUACUAAGCACAAUUUGCAUAAUUAAUUUUGCCAUUGGAGAAAGCAAAGGUGUCGAUGUUCAAGAAGCGCUGCCAGGCAAGCUAAAAUUUGCCCAUGUGAUUUUUCGACAUGGCGAUAGAAUGCCAGUUGACCCAUACCCUACAGACCCUUGGAAUGAUCGCAAGUACUGGCCUAAUCUAUGGGGUCAAUUGACAAAUCGUGGUAAGCAACAACACUACGAGCUAGGCAAAUGGCUACGUCAGCGAUACAGUGCACUUUUGAAUGCCACAUAUAGCAGGGAGGAGAUUUAUGUGCAAUCCACCGAUGUAGAUCGCACGCUGAUGAGCGCUCAAGCUAAUUUAGCAGGAUUGUAUGAACCCGUUGGUAGUGAUGUGUGGAAUAAGGAGAUUAAAUGGCAACCAAUACCAGUGCAUUCACUGCCAGAAGAGGAAGAUGUGAUACUUGCUGCCAAGGCGCCAUGUCCAGCCUAUGACUACGCUAUGAAAAAUAUGUUAGAAUCUUCGGAGAUGCAAGCUAUGCUAGCAAAGUACAAGGAACUCUUUAGCUAUAUUGAAAGCAAUAGCGGGCGAUCAAUUAAAACAUUCUUGGAUGCACAGUACAUAAAUAAUACAAUGUUCAUUGAGACCCUCUACGGCAAAGCGUUGCCCGUGUGGGCACAAAAGAUUUAUGGUAGCGCCGAUUUUACCGACGUCGCAAAUUUUGCAUUUGCCAUCAAUACGUACACAAGACAGAUGGCACGGCUAAAGGUUGGCCCACUGCUAAAAGAUAUACUGCAACGAAUGGAAAAGAAGACGACGAAGCAACUCAAACCUGACCGCUCUGUAUACAUAUAUAGUGCACAUGACACAACAGUUGCCAACUUAUUGAAUGCACUCAAGUUGUUUGACGUGCACAGUCCACCAUAUGUGGCGUGUAUAUUAAUGGAAUUGCGCGUGGAUGAUAACGAAAAGCCCUCGGUCUCUGUUUACUACAAGAACACUACAGCUGAGCCCCAGGCCAUGGACAUACCUGGCUGUGGUAAAUCUUGUCCCCUCAACAAGAUGUUUGAAUUGUAUCAGGAUGUGUUGCCAGCUAAUUGGGCAGAUGAGUGCAAGCUUUCUACAAUGGCCAUGACAUAUGAGGAUGCCAACUUGGGCGCUGCCACAGGUAUACUCAUUGUUAUCAUUGCCGUUUUACUCUGCGUCAGCUAUGGCCUAAUGAUCUUCUAUCGUCGCCGCAACUAUAAUUUUAAUACGCCCUAUGAUGAAAUGGCGUAAAAUAUGUUACAAAAUACGAGCGCAUCAAAUUACAUUUUGUGUUGCAGACUUUGUUACAAAUUGUCUGAAUUUAUAUAGACUGUUUUCUUGUUCUCAAUUUAUACAUUUACAUUAUUACUCCAUUUGUUGCCAUGCGGAUAGUUACAAACUUAAAUUGAAUGCAUUUAAUGUUAUAUGAUGCGCACCUAUGAAUUGAUGACACUGUUUUCUUUUAGUUCAAAGAUAAUGGAAAUGAAAAAGCAAAGACUGUGAAUAAGUUAUCCUCAUGUAAAAACAUGCGUGCAUUUUGCGUAUAAUACAUACACACAAAAUAUAUUAAAACAUAUGUAUAAAGCACUUAAGCAUACCUGCAUUUACGAGUAUAGGCUAAAUAUAUAUACAUAAUCGAAUUACGA